Messenger RNA from Argentina anserina (silverweed cinquefoil), 597 nucleotides. RefSeq names its product protein RADIALIS-like 3. Gene Ontology annotation, molecular function: DNA-binding transcription factor activity. The transcript has 2 exons. The coding region runs from base 168 to 461 and encodes 97 amino acids. NCBI's taxonomy places the organism in Eukaryota, Viridiplantae, Streptophyta, Magnoliopsida, Rosales, Rosaceae. The record is from RefSeq and is a predicted model, not a curated record.
UCAUAUUUCAGCCUUCUUUUUAUCUCAUACGGUUUCUCUGCCUCAGGCUUCCUAUUAAGUGUUUUCCAUUCCUUUUAUAACCCAAUUUCAUUCUCUCAUAAACAUUUGAAAGAAACUCUGUCCCCCUAUCUCGUACCACAUUAAUCUUGCUCUGAAAUAUCAGAAAGAUGAUAUCUAACAAGCUUUCGUUCCCAGACUCCAGCUCAACUUGGACACCCAAGCAAACCAAGUUGUUUGAAAAUGCUCUCGCAAUCUACGAUCAGGAAACCCAUGACCGUUGGCACAAGAUAGCCAAGAUCGUUGGAGGGACAACUGCAGAGGAAGUGAAGAGACAGUACGAGAUCCUAGUACACGACAUCAACUGCAUAGAGUCAGGCAAAGUUCCCCUUCCUAAAUACCGGAAAGCAGGAGAAAGCAGCAUCAGCAAUCAGGAAAAGAGGCUGAAGAGUUUAAAGCUAUAAAGACGCAAAGACGCUCUCCCCCAUCAGACACAGCACCAACGUCCUUAUGAAGUGGAUCUACCAUUAGCUUAUAUCUUACCCCCUACCCCAUGUCUUUGCUAUUUCCUUCAUCAUCUAAAUGCAGUAUACUUUUUCU